ACGCCAACGGGACCACAAUCUGUUUACUGUGCAGAAUAUGAUUUGAUCUCUGGACAGAUAUAACCAGCAACAUAGUUAAUAACGUUAUGUUUUACGAAUUAUAUUUUCGAUGUCUAUCGCUUCGUUGCGAACCUCAAGAUGAGGCUAUUAUUUUACGAGGGACUCCAUAAAUGCAAACAAAACAUGACCGACCGUCCGACCAAGCUUACUAUCGUAAACCUUCAAUUGCAUCUGAACCUGGGUGUAUGGGUCGGAACGCUUCGAAGAGUAUGUGAAAAUAACCCUUCUAGCUGAUACAAUACUGAGAAAUCGGGCAAACUGUGGCACAAUGUGGAAGCAGGGAGGUAGCAGAAAUUCGGCGCUUGAUAGAGCAAUGGCUCAGCUCGCGGCUAAAAGAGUUGCAAGUGCUGGAAGUUCGCAAAUAAAUGAAAAUGCGUCCCUUCAAGCAGACAUGAAUCUAAAAAGCAUACUUCCUCGCAAGCAAAUGGAGUUCCAAGACUUGAGCGACAUAUCUUCAGAAGACGUUUACAGUGAAGAUCACGACGAUGGUGUGGCUCCAAUCAAAACCAUUGUUGACAAUGAUCUAUCAGAGAGAUCUGUAGUCGGUGGUGGCUCUAGGUUCUUAAAAAAGACUACGAACGCGGUAGCCGACAGACAAUCUUCAGCACCGAGUUCACAACGCCUGUCGACAGAGGAGCCUGCACGGGUACCCCAGCGACGGGCCCAAAGUGCAGCCUUGAACCGCCUUGCUCAACUUGAGCAGCGUUUCAAACACCGCAAAGAGGGUAGUUAUGCACAGGCUUCAAGUCCUCAGGUAGAUCCUGUCUCGGCCCAUUCCAGUAUUGACCUCACUAUGAAAGGAGAACGUUUUCUCAAGAAGAAAGUGACUUCUUCUGUCCCAGAACAAAGCAAGCAAAGCCAACAAAAUCAUGUGCCACAAUUUACUGCCAAAGUUCCUCUAUCAAAGGUUCCCAGUAAAGGUGUUAGUCUAGACAGUGAUGAAGAGGACAUGAAAAAACUUUUAGGUGGAUCACUCAGUUCCUCUGCUGAAAGUCCUGGACUCACAGGGAAGUCUUUCAAGAAAAACACCAAGAAGACCCCUACAACCUUACAGGUGUCUGACACUUUCAGACAAAGAACCCCACGACCACCUUCUAGUGAGCAAGCAAGCCCAGUACACUCACUAAGAAGUGUGUCAAUUGUGUAUUCUCUAUCUCCAUCGCCCCCGAACAUUCUGACGCCGAGUAGGAGGUCCCCAAAAGUCAGGUUCCUUCGGCCCUCUCGGCCACAGUCAUCUGCUUCAGUCAACAAUGACAUCAGGUCCCUGGAGGAGCUGUUCACAGACACUGAUGAAACCAUCAGUGAGAAAAGUGCAGCAUCUCAUGGUUUCAAGUUAAAUGUCCUGACCCUGGAUGAUUUGAUUCCUGCUGAACCCUUAGGAUUACCUGCAUCCUCAAAGAUACAGGUUGGUGUUGCCCAGGACAUAAGCAGAGAAGACGCAGCGGACGACGCAAGUGAGUGCACAUUGGAUGACAUCUUCCCAGAAGACAAAGACCCAGAAGAGGAGGCUGCAGUGGAAUAUGAGAGUGACUUUGAGAGUGACAUGAAGUCUGAGGCAACGUGCCAAAGCAUGAGCGACAUCCCAGAGCACCUGACUGAUGAUGACAAAUCAAAGGCUGCUGAUUAUCAGUCUGAGAAACACAGACCCUACAGUCGCUCUCGGAUUGAUACAGACGCACACUCAGAGCAAUCACUGUAUGAUAGAUCAGAAGUGGACAGUGGAAAGUCUUUUGAGUCAUAUGGCAGCCAGGGUAAAGAUUCUUCCUCCAGGUCAUAUUCCUCUCAUUCUCGGUCUGAAACGCUCACCCCAACCAGUGAGCCUCAUAGAAAUCAUGUGAAAGAGGCGGCAGUUCAGACUGAGAAGGGACUAUCCUUCACCCUGCCAUCACGUCUGGACGUUCUGGCAUCCACUUACAUGGAUCCUACACCUGUAUCUCGCUACACAGUCAGUGCAGAGGCACUUGAAGCACUGACCUCACAGAAACCUGUAGAGACUGCCCUCAACGACAUGUUGAAACAGCAACUGGCUCUGACCAGGCACUUUGUAGAGUCCAGCCGCCACCUCUACAGCUCCUUACUACAGUCCCUGGAGUCUCCAGACUACAAGUACACAACCUUAGAGGACACAAAAGAGUACAUACGCAAACACAGACCUCCCAAACUCACCAUGGAACAGGCAUUGGAGGAAGUGCAACGGGAGAUGAGAGAAUAUCACUACCUGUAGAAAUCAUGGGAUGCCAAAGAGAUUAAUACCAUUUGUGCCAUUAAAAGGUUUUAUUAUAAA
Sardina pilchardus (European sardine) is the source of this 2344-nucleotide messenger RNA. RefSeq names its product chromosome 15 C19orf44 homolog (gene c15h19orf44). The record is from RefSeq and is a predicted model, not a curated record. Lineage: Eukaryota; Metazoa; Chordata; Actinopteri; Clupeiformes; Clupeidae. The transcript has 8 exons. Bases 329 to 2284 code for a protein of 651 amino acids.